AUGUCCAAAUCUGGAGCAAAUUUCCAUCUCGGAUGUCAACAUGUGGUCUCCUUUCACAGCAUAACACUGCAAAUUCCCAUCGACGUACUGACAAAACAAAUAAAAUUUUUUCGAUAUUUUUUGUUUGUUACUUUGGCUCUAAAUGUUUUUGAAAAUGUUAAUUCACAAUCACCAAGAUAUGGACAUACGGCAAAUUUUAUAGAACAAGAAAGAAAAAUAUAUUUUAUUGGCGGAAUAGAUCCAAAUAGACCUCCCUUUAAUAUUCUUGUACUGGAUGUGCUUGUACUGGAUCUUUCAACAAAUGUUUCUGUGGAAAGCAUUCCCUCCGCUAUACCUGUUACUGGCUCGUAUACUCCUGUUGCGUUUGGAACUUCUGUUGUUGAUGCUGAAAAUACACCGAGUGCACGAUACGGGUUAAAUUCAGCUAUUGAUCAGAACAAAAGAUGGCAUAUUUAUGGCGGGUGUGAAGAUUCAGAUGAGCCAACUUCUGAUCAAAAUGUACAUUAUUUUGACUUUUCAACAAAGAAAUUUAUAACACCAGAAACUUCAAACAUAAAAGUCCGGUUCGAUUAUACAGCGACAGCAAUAGGCAGCAAUAUUAUAUAUAUUGGUGGUCAAACAGGAAACAAUACUUUCGUAGGAAUGGAUGAAAUCUUGAUAUUUAAUUCAGACACCUCGACAUGGAAAAAAGCAAAGAAUGUACUUGAAUUUGAACAGGUGCCAAGACGUGGUGGUCACACUGCUGUAAAACUAAACAACACUAGCAUUUUGAUAUAUGGCGGAUUAUACGAUUCAAAAUCAACAACAAUGAACAUCAGUAAUGCUGUUGCAUUACUGAGCAUUCGAAAUUUUGAAGACUUCACUUCCAUUUGGUCAUUGCCAGUUACCUCAUUUCCAGAUACACCGUAUCAAAAUCAACAGAUACCCUAUUAUCAUACAGCAACAAUCUACCACCGUUAUAUGAUUGUCGCUUAUGGUAAACCCGCUGACGCAAAUACACAACAAUCACAAGGAUUUAAACAACCGAUUAUAACUAUUCUUGAUACUCGUGAUAUGAAAUGGGUUCCAGUUAUUAAUCAAUCGCUAAUUGGUACACCUCGUAAUACAACAAAUGGACCAAAUGGAACUACAAAUAACCAAGGUACUGAACCUAAGGAAAAUAAUGGAUCUGGAGAAAAGAAAAAUAAUACUGGGUCAAUAGUUGGAGGCGUAACAGCAGGCAUAACGAUAAUAUGUAUCACCAUAAUAGUUUGGAUUAGAUAUAAACGAAGACUGACACAAAAAGAAUUAGAUAAUAACCAACAUGCACAUUUAAAUCAAAUUGCGUCACCUGCACAAGAAUUCAAUCAGUUAGCUCAGGUUAUUGAAAGUGAUCAAUUAGCUCAGGUUGUUGAAAGUAAUCAGUUAGCUCAG
Molecule: messenger RNA, 1413 nt
Organism: Ambispora gerdemannii
Lineage: Eukaryota; Fungi; Glomeromycota; Glomeromycetes; Archaeosporales; Ambisporaceae
Source: the annotation of a GenBank genome assembly